Heterotrigona itama is the source of this 477-nucleotide messenger RNA. The record is from the annotation of a GenBank genome assembly. NCBI's taxonomy places the organism in Eukaryota, Metazoa, Arthropoda, Insecta, Hymenoptera, Apidae.
AUGAUAAUAAUUUGUAACAAUGACUGUAUUAUAUAUUUAUUAUUGUAUUAUUGUAAUUAUUAUAAAUCAAUUAUAAUAUCGAGUCACGGAUCGUGCUACGAUGAAAGGAAAAGUAAAUUACUGAUUAAUAAAUACGAAUUCAAUGUUCCACGUCCGACGCAAUAUGACAAGUUACGGUACUUAAGAAGAUUGAAGAGAAAAUCACAAGACAAGUGGUUAAGAAAUGCCCAGCCAGCGGGUCGAGUGUCGCCGAAAUUCCCGAAAUCAGCCAAGUCCGACUCGUUCGAGGUGGCGAACGACGCUCAGCUCAGUUUAUUAUGCGACGCCCAGGCGUUCCCUGCGCCCACGUUUAGAACCUGUGAACGGUGCCAAACCGAGAGUCGCGUCCACUGCCAAGUACGACGUUCUCGCCAAUUACGUGGCCAGCUCGGUAACGAUGCUCUGCCCGGCGCAGGGCCACCCUCUUCCAGCCUUUAG